UUUCUCUGAUUUCGGUAACCUCAACGUUGUCCACGCACAUGUAGUAUUGCUGUGUCCCGCGUGUGUUUAUUCAAAGUUUUGGCGAAAAUAAAUAGACAAACAGAAGUACCGAAGUGAAUUUGAAUCAAAAUGGGCAAAAAGGCCAAAUUAGGAAAGUUCCGGAAGGAUAAGUUUUACAAAUUAGCCAAGGAAACCGGUUUCAGGUCUCGUGCGGCUUUCAAACUUAUCCAGCUCAACAGAAAGUUCGGGUUCCUCCAAGAGAGUCAAGUAUGCAUCGAUUUGUGCGCGGCGCCGGGUGGCUGGAUGCAGGUGGCCAAGCAAAACAUGCCUGUUUCCUCCAUCGUCAUAGGAAUCGAUUUAUAUCCCAUCAAACCAAUUCCCGGAUGCAUUAGCUUAGUUGCCGACAUCACCACUGAUAAGUGCAAAACAAUGCUCAAUCAGGAGCUGAAGACAUGGAAGGCGGAUGUUGUUCUGCACGACGGUGCGCCCAAUGUCGGCAAAAACUGGCUCUACGAUGCCUACCAGCAAAAUUGCCUCACCCUCAACUCGGUGAAAUUGGCUUCGCAGUUCCUGCGAAAGGGCGGCUGGUUCGUGACAAAAGUUUUCCGUUCGAAGGAUUACAAUGCGCUUCUCUGGGUGUUGAAGCAGCUCUUCAAGAAGGUGCACGCCACGAAGCCUAGUGCGUCUCGUAAAGAAUCCGCUGAGAUAUUCGUUGCUUGCCAAGGAUACUUGGCGCCGGAUAAAAUCGAUCCGAAACUGCUGGAUGUAAAGUAUGUGUUUGAGGAGUUGGAUCUUGAUAGCAAAGCGCAGCCCUCUCUCCUACAUCCCGAGAAGCAAAAACGCAUCAAAGCGGAGGGUUACACGGAAAAAGACUUUUCUCAGCGCACCGAACUCUCCGUUACGGAGUUCAUGCAAAGCACGAAUGGACUGUCCGCCCUUCAGGGCAUUUCCAGCCUUAUAAUGGACCACGACGGAGUCCGAAAUCAUCCCAGAACCACCCAAGAAAUCUUGGAAUGCUGCAAAGACAUCAAAGUUCUCGGUCGAAAAGAUAUCAAGGGGUUAUUGCUCUGGUGGAAGCAUAUUCGCGCCGAUCUAUUUGAAAAGCCCCAAGAAAAGGUUGAAGAAGUCGAACCGGAACCUCAGAAAGAACUCACUCAGGAUGACAUCGAAAAUAUGGAGUUCGAGGAGCUCGAGAAGCAAAUUGCUGAACUGGCUGAUGAUGAGGCGCGGGAGUUGAAGAGGAAGCGCAAGAAGAUAUUGAAGGAGCGAGCCAAGCUGAAUGAGAAGAUGAAUCUGAAAAUGGUGAUUAAAGGAGACGAAGGUCCUCGGGAGGAGAUCGAUGAGAUAUUUGAGUUGAAGAAUAUUCGGACGGAGAAGGAGUUGGAUGAUAUCCAGGACGUGUCACCAGACUUUGUUGUGGAAGAGAGUAAAGAUGGUCUUGGUCCUUUGCAGAAGUACAAGAAAUACGACAAGGAUGACAAAAGCCACUUGGACGACGAUGGCAAAUAUGAUGAUCCCAACGCCUCCUCCUCUGACGAUGAUUCCGAUUCAGAUGCAGAUUUGGGCAAGAAGGGAUUAGGCCUAAGUGACGAAGAGGAUGGCGACAAAAGCAAGAGCAAGCAAAAAGAGAAGAAAAAGAAACCCACAGAACAUCCAUUGCUUAAAUCAGGCGAUUUCCGCGAUAAAGACACAAAGCGCAAUCAACGGGCGCAACUUUGGUUUGAGAAGGAGAAGCUUCAAAAUUUGAAUGACGACGAUGAAGACUUUGAUUUGGACCGAUUGGCUGAUGAAUAUAAAACAAAAGGUGUGAAAAUUUUAAGCGAAGGCAAGGGCAAUUCCGAGCCCUCUGUCCCAAUUGGCAAGAAAGCAAAGAGGCGCGCACGACAUGAUAAAGAUGGAUCUGAGUCAUCCAGCGAUGAAUCGAGCUCAGGGGAUGAAUCCGAAGAUGAAACUGAAGCACCUGUUAAAAAAAUCCGUUUGACUGAAGAAGAACUAGCGCUCGGCGCAAUGAUGGUCAAAGGCCGCAAAACCAAGCGUGAUCUUAUCGAUAUGGCAUGGAAUCGAUACACAUUUGACGAUACCAACCUUCCUGUCUGGUUCGUUCAAGAUGAAGAGCAACACAUGCGUAAACCUGUUCCAGUACCCGCCGAACUCUCCGAGGAAUACGAAAAGAAAGUACGUGAACUCAAUGUCCGGCCAAUCAAGAAGGUCAUGGAAGCCAAGGCCCGCAAGAAGCGGCGUGUCGUCAAGCGUAUCAAGAAAGCUAAGAAACAAGCAGAACAGAUUUUGGAAAAUGCUGAUAACUCUGCUCAUGAAAAAGCACGUCAAUUACGGAAAUUGUAUAAGAAGGCUGAAGGUGAUAAGAAGAAGGAAAUAUCGUAUGUUGUUGCUAAGAAACAUUUGGCAUCUAAACGUGUGCGACGACCGCCAGGUGUUAAAGGUCAUUUCAAGGUGGUCGAUCCACGUAUGAAGAAGGAGAAACGGGCACAAAAGUCCCGCGAUCGCAAGAGUAAGAAGAAAGGAAAGGGAAAGGGAAGAAAAUAGUUUAAUAUCUUGUACAGUUAUUUGUUUUUUUUUUUUAAUAAAUAUAGUUCUAAGAA
Molecule: messenger RNA, 2600 nt
Organism: Hermetia illucens (black soldier fly)
Lineage: Eukaryota; Metazoa; Arthropoda; Insecta; Diptera; Stratiomyidae
Product: pre-rRNA 2'-O-ribose RNA methyltransferase FTSJ3
Exons: 4
Coding region: 130-2544 (804 amino acids)
Biological process (GO): maturation of 5.8S rRNA from tricistronic rRNA transcript (SSU-rRNA, 5.8S rRNA, LSU-rRNA); maturation of LSU-rRNA from tricistronic rRNA transcript (SSU-rRNA, 5.8S rRNA, LSU-rRNA); rRNA methylation
Cellular component (GO): preribosome, large subunit precursor; nucleus; nucleolus
Molecular function (GO): rRNA (uridine-2'-O-ribose)-methyltransferase activity; rRNA (guanine) methyltransferase activity
Source: RefSeq, a predicted model, not a curated record